This is a messenger RNA of Beta vulgaris subsp. vulgaris (sugar beet), 1770 nucleotides long. RefSeq lists its product as uncharacterized. The transcript is spliced from 9 exons. NCBI's taxonomy places the organism in Eukaryota, Viridiplantae, Streptophyta, Magnoliopsida, Caryophyllales, Amaranthaceae. The record is from RefSeq and is a predicted model, not a curated record. Bases 365 to 775 code for a protein of 136 amino acids.
CCAAUAUUUUAACUCUUGCAUUUUCUUUUCACCAGCAAUUGUUUCUCUUCUUGUCUUCCAGUCUCGUCUCUUUCACAGCAAACUACCAAACCUUAAACCUAGGGUUUCAAAAUUCAAAUUACUCCCAAGUCACUCUGUCAAUUCUUUUUCACACCGACGAGCGAUCUCUAGUUCUCUAAACCAGCCGACCGCCGCCCACGACGCCGACAACGACGCACUCGCACACUCGCACUCCCGCAGCCGGCAGCCCACUACUACUGACUGGAACUCUAGAAUACCGUGAAACCCUCGAUCCGCCACUGAUCCGAAUUUAAGAUAAGCUAAUGGAAGUAAGAAUUUGAAGGCUAUAACAUUUGGUGCAUUUAUGUUCUGCGGCUUGGGAAUUCCAGUAGCUUUCUUGGUGGUCCAUCAUUUCCAUGCAGCUGAUCUCAAAUCCAGUCCUGAUCAUGCUCUGCUUAUACUUUGGGCCACUCAGUGUCCCAUGUCCCAUUGCAAUCUUGCUUUCCAGUUUUUCCAGGAAAUAUCCAGGGAGAUGCUCUUACGUGAGGGGCUGAGGGCUGCAGGACGCGGACUACUGGGACUUUUUGCAGGAGUGUUUGUCUUUGCUCUUGGAGCAAUUAGCUUGGGUGCUCCAGUUGGCUCAAAAGUUCUUGGAAUUUCCAAUGGUACUAUACGGUACGCUUUGGCAGUUCUCACCAGCUGCUGCUGUCUUUGGUGCAUCUUGGGUAGACUGGCAGCGAAUUUUUGUGAAAAUCAGGCCAACAGGAUCUAUUAAUUAUAUGGUUUGCCUUCCAGCACCUGGCUCAAUCAUCGGGUCUUAGUUUGGGGCGUGGCCAAUGCCACUUGAUUGGGAGAGGCCAUGGCAGUUCAGGUUGACUAUAGCGUGCACAAGGAACAAAAAGAUCUAUGGCAAAGAACCCUCAUGGUUAUAGUUGCUUUUGGUUUAUGUGGUCUCAAAGCAAUGUUGGUUUUCAUGAAUUUUUAGUACCUUAAAUGAAUCCGAUACUUAUAUGCUAUAAUCUCCUCGUUUUGAAUAUUUAUAACCCUGCGACAAUUAGAUAAAUUCGUUAAGUUCCUAUUUCAUUUGUCUCGUUGACUUGUAGACAAGAUCUGCAAAAUAAAACCUGUAAUUUUGAGCUGUUAUUUUCUUAUGAAGUGCAUCUGCCUUGGGAUAUUUUCUCUGAGCACGUGCUUUAAAUCUUUGAAUUACUGCAAGCUGCACUUCUUUAGGAACUGAAGACGACUCUCGAGGAUCUGUAGCACUGACAUAUACAGUUAUGGUAUCUCCGUCCGCUGCUGCCUUUACAUCCACUGUUUGCGUCCAUUGUUGCAAUGAGUUUUUGUUUUUAAGUUAAAGCUUCUUGUUUUGGGCUGUUUUCCGAAUUAAAGCAAGAGAAGGGGUCUUACGGGUAAAGUAUGGAGCUCGUACUUCACCCCAUUAGGCAACGCGGAUGGCACUCCAUUGGGCAGUUCAAUUAGUGUAUGAGUUGCUCAGGGAUGCUACCUCUACCUCUCAUUUAUCCAAAUCUAUGACGUAUUAAAUGUACAUGGUAUGUACUUAGUCUUAUUAAUCUAAUAGUUGGCUUUUUUAUGUGGUUCACCAAUAGUAAUGGUAAGCUUUUCUGUCAAGAAGUUCUAAUGUUCUUUGUAGCUAAAGCCUAAGAUGAUAGUGCUGGAGCCUGUAUAUGUGUUUGGUAAGUGUAGACGAAUAAGACGAUUUACAUGAUAUUACCUUCAUUUUUUUUUUAUACUUCUAACAUUUUUAAUUGA